AUGGUGCUCGCCUUCACCCUCCGCCUCCUGGUCAGCUCCGCUUUGCUCCUGGCCACCGUGGCUCAAGUUCCUCAAUGCCGGUUCCCACGUGUCCGGUAUGGGAGGAGAGUAUCCACUGCUCGCUAUUUCUACAAGAUCGGGGACACCGUAAGCUUCACGUGCAACACAGGGUACACCUUACAGGGGUCCAGCACAAGCACGUGCCAAGCUGACUUCAGAUGGAGCCCACCUCUGCCGGUGUGCAAAAAGGAGGUGAUGUGUCCUCGGCCACCAAACAUCGCCAACGGGCAGCACAGCGCAAAGUCCUUGGACAAGUUUUCCCGGGGACUGACUGUGUACUACAGCUGCAAGGAUGGCUACGCGCUGGUCGGGAACGUGUCCAUCACCUGCACAGAGGCCGGGGUGUGGAGCAAGACCCUGCCCCGCUGUGAAGCAAUCGGCUGUGAGAUACCCAAGGUGCAGAACGGGAACGUCUACAAGCCGCAGAGCACCUACAAAGCUGGAGAGAGUCUUCACUUUGACUGUGACGCCGGUUAUGCUGCAGAGGACAACUACGAGGCUCAGUGCCAGCCGGGUGGGACCUGGGAUCCGCCGGUGCUCAUCUGCGAGAGGACAAUCGGCUGCGAGAUACCCAAGGUGCAGAAUGGGAAGGUCCAUGGACUGCAGAGCACCUACAAAGCUGGAGAGAGUCUUCACUUUGACUGUGACGCCGGUUAUGCUGCAGAGGACAACUACGAGGCUCAGUGCCAGCCGGGUGGGACCUGGGAUCCGCCGGUGCUCAUCUGCGAGAGGAUCCGACCGUGUCCCAUGCCUCCGAGGGUCCGCAAUGGAAAUCAUAACGGCCAGGGCAAAGCAUUUUUUACUACAGGAAUGUCUGUAACAUACACCUGCGAUCCUGGCUACUACCUGGUUGGAAAUGCCGUUGUGUUUUGCAAAGCGUCUGGGAACUGGAGCCAGCCCGGUCCUCGCUGUGAAGGUGGUUGUGGUGCUCCUCCAAGGUUACACUUUGCUGAGCUAAAUGAGGAGCAUAAAAAUGAGAUCGAUUUUUCUGUUGGGAAGACUGUGCAAUACACUUGCCGACCUGGAUAUGCUAAACACCCAGGAAUGUCACCUACUAUUACAUGCCUUGAGAGCGGAGUGUGGUCAGAAGCACUAGAGUUCUGUAAAAGGAAACAAUGCAAUCAUCCUGGUGAACCUAUGAACGGGAAAAUUGUUUCCCUAACGGAUCUCAUGUUUGGGUCAACGGUGCUCUACAGCUGUGAAGAAGGGCACAGGUUAAUUGGACAACCCAGCAGGCGAUGUGAGAUUUUUGGUGGACGUGUUGCAUGGAGUGGCGACAUUCCCACUUGUCAGCGUAUCCCUUGUGAGCCGCCUCCAGAUAUUCCCAAUGGGAAGCACAACGGCAGGCUGCUGGAUGAAUAUCACUUUGGCAUAUCUGUAACUUACACCUGCAACCCUGGGUACCCGCUCCACGGAGAGCCCUCCAUCUACUGCACCACCCAGGAUGGGAAAAAUGGCGUGUGGAGCAGCCCCCUCCCACACUGCGGAGAGGCAAGAUGUCCUGUCCCACAGGUCCGGAAUGGGAGAAUGGUGUCUCCUCCUAGGACUGCCUACACACACAAGGACACUGUUGCCUUUGAGUGUGAGCCAGGCUACGUCAUCCGUGGCCAGAGAGUGGUACAAUGCCAACUAAACAACACCUGGGAGCCACCCGUGCCAGUCUGCGAGCAGGCUGGCUGCGAUGCACCUACCAGCCUGGCGUUUGCUGAGCUGAAGGAGCCGUACAGCAACCAGACCGUCUUUCCCGUGGGGAGGACAGUGGAAUAUGUGUGCCGGCCUGGGUACGCCCAGCACCUGGGGAUGCCACCAACCAUCACGUGCCUUGGCAAUCGGACGUGGUCUGCGGCGCUGGAGUUCUGUAAAAGGAAACAGUGUGCUAACCCAGGAGAUCCAAAGAAUGGCAGAGCUAUUGUCCUGACGGACCUCCUCUUCGAGUCCAAAGUGAAUUACACUUGUGACAAAGGGUACAAGUUGGUUGGAGGGUCUCAGAGAAUAUGCGAGGUCUCUGGCACACGUGUCUCUUGGAGUGGAGAUGCUCCCGUCUGCCAGGGUAUCGUCUGCAAUCCGCCUCCAGACAUCCCCCAUGGGAGACACAGCGGGCACUUGACGGCCACCUUCUCCUACGCGGACGUGGUCACCUACACCUGUGAGCCCGGCCACCCGCUGGCUGGAGAGCCCUCCAUCUUCUGCACCACGGUGGACGGGGAGCACGGCGUGUGGAGCGGGCCGCCACCGCAGUGCGGAGAGGUGAAGUGUCCUCAGCCUCCAGGCAUCGCCAACGGGAAGCACAGCGGCCAGCCCUCGGACACCCACCUUCCAGGCUCGGCUGUGCAGUACAGCUGCAGGGACGGCUACUCCCUUGUUGGGAAUGCCUCUGUUAGUUCAAUCGGCUGCAAAAGACCAGAGAUCGAGAAUGGAAGAGUGAAUGGACUGGAGACCACGUACAAACUUGCAGACAUCGUUAUCUUCGAAUGCAAUUUUGGUUACACCUUGAAGGGCUCUCAAGAGUCUCAGUGCCAGUUUGGGGGCACGUGGGACCCUCCUGCCCCCAUCUGUGAAAAGAUGCUAGAGUGUCCUUCCCCUCCAAAUAUCAAAAAUGGCCAUCAUGAGAGCAAGGAUGUCAAAGUGUUCAUCCCUGGAAUAUCAGUGAAGUACUACUGUGACCCGGGGUACGUCCUCACCGGGAAAACAACAGUAUCUUGUCUGACAUCUGGAACCUGGAGCAUCCCUUACCCCCGGUGUGAAGUGAUCACCUGCAUGAGCCCCAACAUCCAGAAUGGAGAAGUGGCUGAAGGACAGAGAGCUGAGUACCAUCCUGGCGCCAACGUCACCUUCCAGUGCCACCCGGGCUACGUGCUGUGGGGCAGCCGGGGAGCCAAGUGCCAGCCCAAUGGCCGCUGGGCGCCUGCUGUCCCCACCUGCAAGCCAGGGAGAAAGUGUGAUCAUCCAGGAGAACCGGAGAAUGGCAGAGUUAUCGUCACAACAGAUGUCUUCUUCGGGUCAACAGUGAAUUACACCUGCAAUGAAGG
Messenger RNA from Balearica regulorum gibbericeps (East African grey crowned-crane), 3089 nucleotides. NCBI's taxonomy places the organism in Eukaryota, Metazoa, Chordata, Aves, Gruiformes, Gruidae. The record is from RefSeq and is a predicted model, not a curated record.